Seriola dumerili (greater amberjack) is the source of this 6999-nucleotide messenger RNA. RefSeq names its product centrosomal protein of 170 kDa protein B-like (gene cep170ba). Lineage: Eukaryota; Metazoa; Chordata; Actinopteri; Carangiformes; Carangidae. Bases 202 to 5130 code for a protein of 1642 amino acids. The transcript has 19 exons. The record is from RefSeq and is a predicted model, not a curated record. Gene Ontology annotation, molecular function: protein binding.
UUCGGGCGGUUGUUCUCUCCCAGAGGAAGAAGAGGGUGUGAUCGACAUUUACCUGUCCGGUGCUACCAGGUGUUCUCGUCGUGACUACAUGUCGGUCGUCGAAUUUCAUUUGCUGUAGGACGGUAAACACUGGCUUCACUCAGGAGUAAAGCGGAGAAGGCAUUAAAGGAUGCUAAGAAGAUCCUGACUCGUGGCCCCAACAUGAGUGUGACAUCAUGGUUCCUGGUCAGCAGUUCUGGCACACGCCACCGGUUGCCACGGGAGAUGAUCUUUGUUGGCCGGGAUGAUUGCGAGUUAAUGCUGCAGUCUCGCAGUGUGGACAAACAGCAUGCUGUGAUCAACUAUGACCCAAACACUGACGAGCACAUGGUUAAGGACUUGGGCAGUUUGAACGGGACCUUUGUGAAUGACCUAAGAAUCCCUGACCAGACGUACAUCACCCUGAAGCUCUCAGACGUCAUUCGAUUCGGUUAUGAUGCUCAUGUAUAUAUCCUGGAGAAGAGUCAACAUAAGGUCCCAGAGGAAGCUCUUAAACAUGAGAAGUACACCAGCCAGCUGCAGCUCAGUAUAAAAGCCCUGGAGGCCAAGGCGAAAGAAAAACAGCAGCUCCAGAGCUCAGAGAGGAGCAAAGACUCUCUUUCCAAUAUCAAACUGCAGGACAGGGCUGAGCGCAGAGCCCACUCACUCACAGCUGGCAUAGAUUCUCCAAUAUCCAAGCCUACUCCUCUGUACGGCCAACCGUCGUGGUGGGGGGAGGAUGAUGAUCCUGCCAACAAAAAGGUGGAAAGAGGUGGAAAAUCGCCAGAACAGGAGUCUCCAGAGCCUGGUAGAGAUGGGUCCAAAUAUGCGACCAACGGUUCUCUGUCCGACAGUCAGGCCAAGUCUAUCUUCUCCUACCGCCGGGAGCCCAGCUACUUUGAGAUCCCAACAAAGGAGAGCCUGCAGCGACCGGCCAAAAAGCCUGAAUCGCAAGUUCACGAGGUUCCCACAAAGGAUACCCCCGAUCCCACUCAAUGUGUCCCCUCCACCCCUACACCUCCUGUGGUCCAAAGCCACGCCUCCUUCACCAUUGAGUUUGAUGAAUGCACACCAGGUAAAAUGAAGAUCAAAGACCAUGUGACCAAGUUUUCAUUCCGCCAGCAGCGAAAGCUACCCUCCACAGAAGCUGUUACCACACCCACUGAGGUGAUGUCACCAGAAAACAAAGUUGCUGAUUGGCUGGUCCAAAGCAAUGCUAGCAUGAUUAGGAGGAGGUCACAGGCUGAAGACAUGUACAGUACAAACAGUGACCCAUCAUUUCUGAAAACCACCAAGGGUGAUGAAGAUGGCACUCACAGUGAUUCAGGGGAUCCUGCAAUCAAUGGAAAGGAUUGUCUGCAAUCAGAACUUCAGAUUGGGUCCCAGGUGUCUCCACAACCCCUUAGAACCCCCCCACAACGCUUCACCUCCCCUGACUCUGAGGAGCCCUUGUCCUACUCUCCUCCAGAGUCGCAGUCCCUUUCCAGUCUUGGCAAGGCUGAGCCUCACCAGGCCUUUGUCAUUGAAUUCUUUGAUGAUAACCAUAGAAAGAAGCGCUCCCAGUCCUUUACCAAUAACACUACCCCGCCUGAGCCCUCAGGCCUCAGAGUCCAGCUGGAAAAGACAAGGAAGACCUCAAGCCCAACAGGGGAGAGACAAACCCCAUUUUCAGCCUCUUCCACUCCCCCAACCCAACGAUACACUGUCCCCCUGAAGGGCCCUGCUUCCACAGGUCCCCAAAGAGCUGGCUCUCUACGAAGGGAGAAGACAGAGGACCGAAUCAGCACCAGUUUUUCCUCCCGCUCUUCAUCUUCUGCCUCUGUAAGACCCUUUAGCAGUGUGGGCCGGAGAUCCAAACUCGCCCUGGAAUUUACCGCUGAAUUUCUCAAACAAACAAAGCAGGCCUCUUCUGCCAGCUGGGAGAAAAAUACAUCUAGUUCCCCUAUAGCAGCUAAAACAGAGGCAGUGGUAAGAUCACUGUCUAGUCCCCCUCCUUCCAAUGCUCCCUACCAGCCCCAGACUUCCUCUCCUGUCAACAAGCCUGUUCCCCUCAAGGCGCCUGUGAUGCCCCUGGUAUCUCAUGGCGUGGAAGUCAAGAGCCCCGUUAUCGGCCCCAGGAAUGAAGAAGAGGACAGUCUGAGUGAUGCAGGAACCUACACCAUUGAAGCAGAUGUCCAAGAUAAAGAUCUGGAAGAGGCACGGAGCAAGAUUGACCAGGUGUUUGGUGUUGUUCAGAGCCCAGAGCGAACCGACCAGAGUGAAGCAGAAACAUCAUCAGCAUUUAGGCCUGUUAUUGAUCAGGGCAGGGAGCAGCAUAGGCAGAGUAGCAGUGGGCAGGUGAGGCCAGCUCCAGUGCAGGGACAGAGUCUGGUGAAGGUUCAGCCAGCAGGUGCAGUGUUACAGGGGGCUCCUAAGUGGAUGUCUUGCUGGGCCAGCUUGGCAGACAGCUACACAGAAUCUGGUCCCUCAUCUGGCCUCUUUGACAUCCCUUCCCAGAUGGAGCUGUCAGGAGGGGCACAAGGUACAAUCAUCCACAAGGCCACGCUCAGCCGUAACCAUGACGGUACAGACUCGAGAGCUCGACGCAUCCUGCCCCAGCUACCAGUGGGGGAGAAGAGUGACAUUCCAACUCCCAGCAUUCAUGUUCAUUAUGACCUGCAUUCAACAUUUGAUGUAGCAGAGAAUAGCUUGGAAGCCCCCAGGUCUCAGGAUGGUGUUCACAGGUUGUCAGUGCAGGAUGAUGUAGAGCCUGACAGCUUGAGUGAUGCCAGCAAAUCUGAUGAUGGGUCCAUCAUAGAACAGAGGAGUAGACCGCUGUCAGAUACAGAAGAGAAGGAAAAUGAGGAGACCAUGUUCCCAGCCAAGUCUGCUUCAUUCUACAUCGAGUCAGAGGAGGCUGAGUCCAAACCAGAAUGCGGAGGCUCAAAAUCCAGCACACCUAAGACUGAGAGAAAACAAAAAACUUUCUCAACAGCCACCCUGACCAGACCGAGGAGUAACCAGGACCCUGGAAAAGUCAAGCCCAGUGCGUCAGCUCCUAUCUUGGGCCAGAGGACACAGAGUCCAGAGUCCAAAGAGGGCGCAGUGUCUCCAUUAAUUAGACAAGAGAGCUUCACCAAGGACCAGCCUAGCAAUGCCAGAUUGCCCAACAUCUCUAGCCAGCCGGCUCAAAAGGACCCAGACCCUGAAUUAUUCCAGGGAGUUUGCAAUCAGGACACUCACUCUUACCUCAAAGAGACAGAAGAUGUUCUGGCUGUUCUGGAGGCCAAACUCCAAGCAGGACCACCAGAAACCACUCCGUCUCCACUAAUGGACUCUCUUUCUGGGGAGUCUGAUGUAGAUACCUCCAGCACAGUCAGCCAGCACAGCAGUAAGACCAAGUCAAACACAGUGACGAAAAAACCCUCUGCCAGUGGCCUCCAUAGGGAAAGGUCUUCAGCUAGUAUAGCUAGUCAGGACUCAAAUCACCAGUCCGUGUCAUCAGAAAAGCGCCGCUUUCAGAGAGCAGAUAGCAGCAAUAAGUCUGAAUCUGUCAGGAGGCAAGUUGGACUGAGACGUAGUGUUGGGAAAUGUGGUUCCACAGACCUAAGUGACGACCCUCACAGCUUACCUUACUCUGAUCAGGAGUCUAACACCUACCAAACCCGCAGGAAAUACACUGUGCCCCUUCAGAAGGAGGAAACCAAGACCCCCAGAGUGCUCCAGGCCUUGAAUCGUGCCAACAGCUUGUCAGCUCCAAGACCCACCAGGGCAUCCAUGCUACGUCGUGCUCGCCUGGGAGAGGCCUCAGACAACGAGGGCACGGAGACAGACAGGCUGUCACAAGAGGCGGGCAAUAUUUCAGCCAAGCAGCCUCAGGAAACCAAGAAACUCUCCAGGCUGGAUAUGCUGGCGAUGCCUCGUAAGCGGACAAGCUCGUUUAACACACCAAGCGACACUGAGGCGUCCUCCACCCCACAGUGGACGGGCAGGAGCACAGGAUUCUCCAACCGCAGCACAGAGUACGGCGGCAGCUCUGUUCGAAGGGCCUCUGCUCCGGCGUCGAAACCUGUAGAAAGGCAGCAGAAGGCAGUGCUCAACAAGACCCCAGUCACCCGCGGACGUUCAAGCAGUGCCAAAUAUGCCAGCAGCACAGCAAGCUCCAGGAGGCGACAGAAAGGCUCUGACUAUACCUCUACCUCAGAUGAGGAGUACGACUCAAACCAGAGCACUCCUAAACACAAACGCUCCCAACCUUCCUCAGCUUCCCACAGCCCACGCAGUCAGCCUCGGCCACAGCCGGUGGUCACCCUGCGGGCAAAGCCCCGCAGCAGAGAUUCUGAGGAGGAGAACCAAGAGGGAGACGCCCUCCAAAACUGGUCCACUCACAGUGCUGAGAUUGCACGGUUGAGUCAAGACCUGGCUAAAGACCUAGCUAUUUUGGCCAGAGAGAUCCAUGACGUGGCAGGUGACGGUGAUCCACAGAACCCUGGAGUGGAGAGCGACGCACCUAUCUCCACAGUGACCACUCAUGAACAGCUCGUUCAGCAUAUUCCAGAGGCUGGAUUAAACUAUCAGAGAGUCCCACCAAGUUCUGCAUCUACAAGGGAGCCUGACCAGAGCCCAAGUGACCAUGAACAGAAUUCCAGGCAGCAAGCUCGGAGCAGAGACGAGGUCGUUGUGGACAACCUGAUGCUGAAUCCAGUGUCUCAGAUCAUCAUGGCCAUCAGAGAAAACACAGAGCAACUUGCUGACAAAAUUAAGGUUCUGUUCCAGGACAGGGUGGAUAUCUGGGAUGAAAUUGAGGCAAAGGUUAAUUCUGACAAUGAUGUCCCUGUUGUCAAAACCUCCAACAAGGAAAUCAUGUCUAUCUUGAAAGAACUUAGGAGAGUUCAACGACAACUUGAGGUCAUUAACACAGUCAUGGAGCCCAGUGAGCAGCUUGAAGCGUCCAAGGCCUCAGCCUCUGCCAUCACGUCCUCGUCUGGAGUUCAGACCUCUAGACCUUCUUCCUCGCGAGACUGGAGAACCGUCCACUCUGUGUCUAAACGAGGUGGUGGCCCGAGGCCCGGUGACGGUGUCAGGAGAGCAGCUGUGACACCAGACGAUCUCAGAAAAGGAUAUUUGGUCUGAGAUCUGAUGCAAACACAAAGUGCUGAACUUCUGCUGUUUCACCACACAUGCAGGUGUCGGACCAUUGUGUGCAGAUUGAAACCAAGAGGGUGGAAGUGAGACUGGAUACUCAGAACUGUACCCCCCUGCACAUUCAAGCAUACACACUACUGCACUAUGAGCACUACACACCUACACUGUGCUGUAAUACACAAUGAAGCCUGCACUAAAGGCCCUUAAAAUACAUUCAGUGGCAGGGCCACCUGUCUGUGAUGAUUUGAGGAAGUACCAUAAUACCCCCCUUCACCUGUGAAAGGCCUCAAAACUAUACUUGAUUCUGUGUGUUGGGGAUUGUACUCAUUAUUUACCAUUGAUAUGACCAAUUUUGCUGAUUUUAAAAGCUCAUUGUCAUUAUUUGGUUUAAUUGAAAACCAACCUGAGCUUAAUCAACUCAGGGAAAUUUAUUAACAAAUCAAAUAUUUGUGUUUAGUGACAAAUAAAAUAUUUGUUCUAUUCAGAAAAAAAGGCACACAGAUGUUGGUGUACUGUGUGUUUGUUUCCUCAGUAAACCCACUGCAUUUCCUUAUAUAUAUUUUUUUCCUUGGUUUUGUCUUUGUUGUUUGCCACUUUUCUCUUUGUGAACCAGAUUCAUGGACGAAUGUAAAAAGUAUUUAUUAGGGGUCUUUUGUGAGACACUGGGUAUUUUGUGUCCGAGACAACAUAGCUUUGGGAGAGAGCUGGUAGACUCUAGUGCCAGACCAAUUCAUAUUACAUUACACAGUCGCUACCAGCCAAUAUCUUGUGUAUUUAUUCACAUAUUUCCCAGUGGACCAACUGUGUCCAGGUCUUCUAUCUAUUUUGCGCAGCUGGAGGUGAAAAUCCCUCAGGAAUGUGUGUCCAAAUGGAAGUUGUGGCUGAGUCCGUGGUUUAGUCACCUGGCAACCACAAACUCAAGUGGCUAUAAAACACUAGUAGCCAGUUUUCAAGCGUUCCUGUGCUUCUACCUUCUGGGAAGUGCAUUCUUAUUUGUGUUAAACACAGUAUGGGGCUUGAAACUUGUUUUUUUGAUGUGUUGUCCUCCAUGCCUGAAGAGCACAGUUAUCUCUGAGGGUUUGACAAUCAUAAAAAAGACUGACGGGAAUAAGUCUCCUUUAUCGGUGUUGUACUGAGCUCAUCACACAACACUAAAACCUCCAUAUGUUGGUGUUAAACACUAAGAGCUGGUAUAAGAUGUGAUAUUUCCUCAGUCUGUCCAGUCACAAGGUCCUCACAUGACAGGAGAAGUAAUGUCAUUUUUUUUUUUAGCAUAUAUGUUGAGAAAUUGUGUGAAACUGUAAAUCUGACUGUUAGUUUGUGACACUCUGUUCACUAUGUAAAUAUCUAAAGAUAUCUAUAUGUCCUACAAAUUACCUCUCAAUCUUGUCUUUUGCACUAAUGUAGUACAGCAAUGUCCCCUCGACCUGAUAUGCUGCAAAACUGAAAGCCUUUACAGAUUGUAAGCAUUUGAUGCUGUCGGAGUUGAAGCAGGAAAAAAGGCAGUACCAGUAAACCAGCAAGUUCCCAGUGCAGACUGUACAUGUGAUUGUAAUUGGGAAGUACCUAUAAGUGCCACAGAGCUGUGUGGGGAUAAUGUUUCAUGCAGCCAAGCACAGUGGUUGUUUACAAACUCAAGCGAAAACUGAAUGUUUGUUCUUUCUUGCUCAAAGUAUUGCUGCUACUUAUCAUCUUUGGGAUAGUAUUUUCCCUUUGCUUUAUUCCAUCUAAGCCACAGAAAGUCAGAGUUAAAGUUGAACUCUUGUGUGUCAAAUUUCUGUCCCAUUUUUAAGAUUCAGUUUCUGUCCCCCCCCCCCCACACACACACACACCCAGAAUGUUUGUGUAAUUUGUUAG